AGGCAGGCUGUUCUUCUUCAUCCCUUCGCUUCACACAAGACCUCCUCAAGAAGGUGAGCCUGCUCGAUCGCCUGAAUCGACGCCGCUUUCGCAUCUCUCUUCGCCGUCUCUGAUUUGAUCGCCGACGGUUGGGUUUCUUUCCUUCGUCGCGUUCCUGCGGUGGAGUGAUUUCUGGCGGCGGCGGCGGGUCGUGCUCGGCUCGCAUUGAAGAUUUCCUUGGUCUUCGAGGUCGAAUCGAGAUCUGAGAUACGAGAAAGCUUGGAGUCUCGUGAUUUGUUGGGGAGAGUCUUCAGUUUGAUCCGAGAUGUCGUCGGAGAGCGAGCGGAAGUCGUCGUCGGUUUCGGAUAUGGGAGCUUGGGCGAUGAAUGUGAUAAGCUCCGUUGGAAUUAUCAUGGCGAACAAGCAGCUCAUGUCUUCUUCUGGUUUCGCCUUCAGUUUCGCGACGACGCUUACCGGAUUCCACUUUGCUUUGACGGCAUUGGUGGGUUUGGUCUCGAACGCUACUGGAUUGUCGACGUCGAAACAUGUCCCGAUGUGGGAGCUUGUCUGGUUCUCCAUUGUCGCUAACGUCUCCAUUGCUGCCAUGAACUUCAGUCUCAUGCUUAACUCCGUUGGCUUCUACCAGAUCUCUAAGCUGAGCAUGAUUCCAGUGGUCUGUGUCAUGGAAUGGAUCCUCCACAGCAAGCAGUACUCCAAAGAAGUGAAAAUAUCUGUCUUGGUUGUGGUUAUAGGUGUCGGCAUUUGCACUGUUACUGAUGUCAAGGUUAACGCAAAGGGUUUCGUUUGCGCCUGCGUUGCCGUUCUCUCCUCAUCUUUGCAACAAAUUUCGAUAGGUUCCUUGCAGAAGAAAUAUUCUAUUGGGUCAUUUGAAUUGCUGAGUAAGACUGCGCCGAUUCAAGCUCUUUCACUCCUUGUUCUUGGCCCCUUCAUAGAUUACUUCCUCAGCGGCAACUUCAUAUUUAACUACACGAUGUCAUAUGGUUGCAUCCUAUUCAUCCUUCUCUCGUGCGCCCUAGCUGUGUUCUGUAACAUAAGCCAGUACCUCUGCAUCGGGCGAUUCUCUGCUGUUUCCUUCCAGGUCCUGGGUCACAUGAAAACCGUUUGCGUCCUCACGCUGGGAUGGCUUCUCUUCGAUUCGGCAAUGACCUUUAAGAACAUAUCGGGCAUGGCUCUUGCCGUUGUCGGAAUGGUAAUCUACAGUUGGGCUGUGGAGGUUGAGAAACGGUCUAAUGCCAACAAGACAUUGAACAAUGUGAAACACAGCUUGACAGAGGAGGAGUUUGAACUUCUGAAGGAAGGUGUAGAGACGAAGCCAUUGAAAGAUGUAGAACUCGGCCAGGCAAAAGCUUAGUGCAGGAUUCAGUUGCAGGGAGAGGGACUUAUAAAAGUCAGACAAGUACCUUCGUUCCCUUUAUUGUUCUUGCCAUAGUGUCUGUAUCUUUUGUGUUAUUUAUACAGAACCAUGCCUUCUCCCCACCCAUCCAAGCUUGUGUCUCCAUUGAUAAUAUUCAUUAUUCACAUACGUUGCUCCUGUUCCACUGCGUUCUCGUUGCCA
Tarenaya hassleriana is the source of this 1555-nucleotide messenger RNA. Its product is annotated as UDP-galactose transporter 2-like. Gene Ontology annotation, cellular component: Golgi apparatus. NCBI's taxonomy places the organism in Eukaryota, Viridiplantae, Streptophyta, Magnoliopsida, Brassicales, Cleomaceae. Gene Ontology annotation, molecular function: UDP-galactose transmembrane transporter activity; antiporter activity. Bases 305 to 1351 code for a protein of 348 amino acids. The record is from RefSeq and is a predicted model, not a curated record. The transcript is spliced from 5 exons.